AUGGAGCAGGAUGAACAAGAAAUCGCUAAAAAACAAGCUGAACUUCGUCAAACAAGAGAGGCGGCUAUUUGUGAGUUUUGUGUAAAAAUGCCAUUUUUAAUCAUUUUUUUUCCAGUGGAAAUGCGAAGGAUAAUAGAAAAAUUCCAUAAAGAAAAUGAAGGGAAAGAACCGAUCACUGCUGAUUUACUAUCCAAUUCGCGACAAAUGAGAGCGGCGGCUUCUCGUAAGUUCUAAGUUAGAAAAAAAAUAAUUUCCUUAUAUUUUCAGAGGAGCUCCGGGAAAAAGUUGAGAAAUUUCGAGCAGAUCGAGAGAAAGAACUUGAACCCAUUAUUGAUGAAAUAAUUGAGCUGGAAGCUUUGAUAGAAGAAACGGAGAGCGAGGUAGAGCAAGUAAGAGAUGAUAUACUUGAGCUUCAGAACUCAGAAGCUUCUGAAGACGACCUCGAAUGGAUGGUUAGUGUUUUUUUGUGGAAAAUUGGUUAUGGAAAAGUUACGUUACAGAGAAACCAACGAGAACGUCUUAAAAGCGAGCUGAAUGCCUUGAGAAUCCGGAAAAGAGCGACGGAAGAAGAAUUGAGCGUAAAAAGGCUAGAGGUCGACGAACAAGUUCAAAAUCUGAGCAAAAGACUGGAGCGCGGUGAAAUCUUCUGA
Molecule: messenger RNA, 650 nt
Organism: Caenorhabditis auriculariae
Lineage: Eukaryota; Metazoa; Nematoda; Chromadorea; Rhabditida; Rhabditidae
Source: the annotation of a GenBank genome assembly